Loxodonta africana (African savanna elephant) is the source of this 1487-nucleotide messenger RNA. Its product is annotated as olfactory receptor 52N2-like. Gene Ontology annotation, molecular function: G protein-coupled receptor activity; olfactory receptor activity. Gene Ontology annotation, biological process: G protein-coupled receptor signaling pathway. Bases 1 to 924 code for a protein of 307 amino acids. The record is from RefSeq and is a predicted model, not a curated record. Lineage: Eukaryota; Metazoa; Chordata; Mammalia; Proboscidea; Elephantidae. Gene Ontology annotation, cellular component: plasma membrane. The transcript has a single exon.
AUGCAUGGAGCCAACACCUCCAGUCUGACACCAAGAUACUUCAUCCUCAAAGGAAUUCCUGAGCUGGAAGAUGCACACAGCUGGAUAUCCCUGCUGUUCUGCUUCAUAUACAUUAUUGCUGUAGUGGGAAACUCUGUGCUCAUCUACAUCAUCAGCCAUGAGGAGAACCUGCAUCGGCCCAUGUAUUACUUUCUAGCCCUGUUGUCCUUUACAGAUGUUAUUGGGUGUACUUCAUUUGUCCCCAAUAUGUUAUGCACCUUUUGGUUCAGCCUCAAGGAGAUUGACUUUAAUGCUUGCCUUGUACAGAUAUUUUUCAUACAUAUGCUGACAGGCAUGGAGUCUGGGGUGCUCAUGCUUAUGGCUCUGGACGGCUAUGUGGCCAUUUGCUACCCUCUACGCUAUUCUACCAUCCUCACAAACACUGCAAUUAUCAAGGUUGGGCUUGCUGCAUUCAUGCGAACUGUGUUGCUCUUGAUCCCAUUCACUUUCCUGAUCAAGUGUCUUCCCUACUGCAGGGGCAACCUUAUCCAACACACUUAUUGUGACCAUAUGUCUGUGGCCAAAUUAUCCUGUGGCAAUGUCAAGAUUAAUGCUAUCUAUGGUCUCAUAGCUGCCAUAUUGAUUGCGGGAUUUGACAUGUUCUGUAUCUCUGUGUCUUACAUCAUGAUCAUCCGUGCUGUACUGAAUCUGUCAUCUGCAGAUGCUCGCCACAAAGCCUUCAGUACCUGUACAUCACACAUAUGUGCUAUUGUCAUUACCUAUGUUCCAGCUUUCUUUAACUUCUUCACUCACCGUUUUGGUGGAAGCACCAUACCUCACCAUUUCCACACCUUUAUUGCCAACCUCUGCCUAUUGCUGCUUCUCACCUUGAAUCCAAUUGUCUACGGAGUGAAGACCAAGCAGAUCCGUGAAGAAGUGAUCUAAUCGUCCUUUAGAGAGAGAUAUUUUGGGUGUGAGAUAAAUAUAUGAUAUAGAAUUCUGCAUUUAGUAUAAAGAUAAGGAAAAAAGUUAUAAAUGAAGAAAGCAAAUGCAAAAUUCAACAAAAAUGAGCUCACUACAGAAUAAGAUAUCUGAAUUUUCUGCCAUUAAAUGCACGAAACAAUCUCAGAUAUUUUAUUCCAAGACCUCUAAUUUGAUAGAGAAAACAUGAAAUAGAGAAGAAACAAGGACACUUUUCACACAUAAAAUUUAGUGAGAAUUUGUGGAAUAAACACACAGGGUGGAACAGUUAGGAUAGUCAACAAGUGAAACUCUUGGUGAUUACUGCACUUUGGUCUAGGUACUGUGGGUAAGUAUACAGGAAAGGAUAAAGAAUGUCAGGUAACCUAGAAAGGCUCCAGGAGAUUGUGGAAGGGACAUGAGUAAAUUGUUCCAUUCACUGCAGGGAAGCAUGAAACUCUUCCCAAGAGUGCCUGUGCUAAAUUUCAGGGUCCUAUCAUCCUUCAUAUGCCAUAUUUAUAUACAGCUUGUAUCCCCAUUGACCCCCA